Ictalurus punctatus (channel catfish) is the source of this 3056-nucleotide messenger RNA. It is a transcript of the gene xab2, whose product is annotated as XPA binding protein 2. Gene Ontology annotation, cellular component: U2-type catalytic step 2 spliceosome; post-mRNA release spliceosomal complex; Prp19 complex. Gene Ontology annotation, molecular function: protein binding. Lineage: Eukaryota; Metazoa; Chordata; Actinopteri; Siluriformes; Ictaluridae. The record is from RefSeq and is a predicted model, not a curated record. The coding region runs from base 125 to 2674 and encodes 849 amino acids. Gene Ontology annotation, biological process: mRNA splicing, via spliceosome; generation of catalytic spliceosome for first transesterification step. The transcript has 19 exons.
UUCUGGGCGGAGUUUAAUUCAGCCUUCACAACACGUUCAAGCUAAUUCGGCUAAGCUUGCUAGCUGUUCUGUUUUGCUAAGUUUCUUUUAAAUCUCCAACGUUUUAUACUACAGGAGGAGAAACAUGCCCGUUUUUAACGGAAAGCAGGACGUUGUGUUUGAGGAAGAUGAUUUGCCUUACGAGGAAGAAAUCAUCAGGAACCCGUACUCGGUGAAGUGCUGGAUGCGCUACAUCGAGCACAAACAAAACGCUCCCAAGUCAGUGCUGAAUAUGAUUUACGAACGAGCGCUUAAAGAACUACCGGGCAGUUACAAAUUGUGGUACAACUACCUGAGAGAGAGGAGGAAGCAGAUAAAAGGUAAAUGCGUCACAGAUCCGGCGUACGAGGAGGUCAACAACUGCCACGAGAGAGCGCUGGUGUUCAUGCACAAGAUGCCGAGGAUAUGGCUGGAUUACUGUCAGUUCAUCGUGUCUCAGUGCAAAAUCACAAGAAGCCGCCGCACGUUCGACCGAGCGCUCCGAGCUCUGCCCGUCACACAGCACUCGCGCAUCUGGCCCCUGUACCUCAAAUAUGCUCGGAAGUUACCCCUGCCUGAGACCUCCAUCAGGGUUUAUCGCCGUUAUCUCAAGCUCUCUCCAGAGAACGCGGAGGAGUACAUCGAUUACCUGCGCUCGGUAGGACGGCUGGAUGAGGCAGCGGUCCGGCUAGCAGCCGUGGUCAAUGACGAAGGUUUUGUCUCAAAAGAGGGGAAGUCAAACUAUCAGCUCUGGCACGAGCUUUGUGACCUCAUCUCCCAGAACCCAGACAAGGUGACCUCGCUGAACGUCGGCGCCAUCAUCCGCGGUGGUCUCACCCGCUUCACGGACCAGCUGGGCAGGCUCUGGUGCGCCCUGGCCGAUUACUACAUCCGCAGCGGUCACUUCGAGAAGGCGCGUGACGUGUACGAAGAGGCGAUUCAGACCGUCGUCACCGUACGAGACUUCACGCAGGUGUUCGACAGCUACGCCCAGUUUGAAGAGAGCAUGAUCGCCGCCAAGAUGGAGACCACGUCCGAGAUGGGACAAGACCAAGACGAUGACAUCGAUCUGGAGUUGCGCUUGGCCCGGUUCGAGCAGCUGAUCACGCGCCGGCCGCUCUUAUUGAACAGCGUGCUGCUGCGGCAGAACCCACACAACGUCCACGAGUGGCACAAGAGAGUCAAUCUCUACGAAGGCAUUCCUCGACAGAUAAUAAACACCUACACUGAAGCUGUGCAGACGGUGGACGCUGUGAAAGCCACGGGGAAGCCUCACUCCCUCUGGGUGUCGUUCGCCCGGUUCUACGAGGAUAACGAACAGCUGGAUGAUGCCCGGACGAUCUUCGAGAAGGCCACCAAGGUGAACUACAAGCAUGUGGACGACCUAGCAGCAGUGUGGUGUGAAUACGGAGAGAUGGAGUUACGGCACGAGAACUACGACCAGGCGUUACGGAUACUCAGGAAAGCUACGGCGAUCCCCUCGAGGAAAGCAGAGUACUUUGAUUCCUCAGAACCAGUGCAGAAUCGAGUGUAUAAGUCCCUGAAGGUUUGGUCUAUGCUGGCGGAUUUGGAGGAGAGCCUCGGCACCUUCCAGUCAACUAAAUCUGUGUACGACCGCAUUAUUGACCUGCGCAUCGCCACGCCUCAGAUCAUCAUCAACUACGCCAUGUUCCUCGAGGAACACAAUUACUUUGAGGAAAGUUUCAAGGCAUACGAACGCGGCAUCGCACUCUUCAGGUGGCCAAACGUGUACGACAUCUGGAACACGUACCUCACCAAGUUCAUCGAUCGCUACGGAGGCAAGAAGCUGGAGAGAGCGCGAGACCUGUUCGAGCAGGCUUUGGACGGGUGUCCACCGAAGUUCGCAAAAACCAUCUACCUGCUGUACGCUAAGCUAGAGGAGGAGUAUGGACUGGCCCGCCAUGCUAUGGCUGUGUACGAGAGAUCGACGCAGGCUGUGGAGGCUGAAGAGCGCCACCUUAUGUUCAACAUCUACAUUAAGAGAGCUGCGGAGAUCUACGGAGUCACUCACACCAGAGCCAUCUAUCAGAAAGCCAUUGAGGUUCUCCCAGACGAGCAUGCCCGGGACAUGUGUCUACGCUUCGCUGACAUGGAGAGCAAACUGGGCGAGAUCGAUCGUGCCAGAGCUAUUUAUUCCUACUGCUCCCAGAUCUGUGAUCCCAGGAUGACGGCUAAUUUCUGGCAGGCGUGGAAGGAGUUUGAGAUCCGGCACGGGAACGAGGACACGAUCCGCGAGAUGCUCCGGAUAAAGAGAAGCGUCCAAGCGACCUACAACACGCAGGUCAACUUCAUGUCCUCGCAGAUGCUCAAAGCGACCACUAGCGUUACAGUGUCCGACCUUGCCCCAGGCCAGAGUGGCGUUGAUGACAUGAAGAUGUUGGAGCAGAAAGCGCAGCAGCUGGCUGCAGAAGCUGAGCAGGACAAACCCAAACCUAAAGACAAGAUCCUCUUUGUCAGGAGUGACACCUCUCGCAGCGAACUGGCUGAACUAGCCAAACAGGCUAACCCAGACGAGAUUGACAUUGACGACGACGACGAUGAUGAUGAGGGAGACGGAGACGGAGAACCAGACGAGGUGCAGCUCGAGCAGAAAAGCGUCCCUACGGCUGUGUUUGGAGGACUGAAGGACGACUGAACGGAUUAUCGCCGAUGUUCAUGUGACUGAUGACCCCAGAAUCCUGUAAUCGCCAGAAAUAGGAGAUAUUCGCAAAAAUGCAAAUGAGCUGAUUUGAAUUGGUCACGCUUCUGUACACUUCCUACUGCUAAGUUAACGGCCUUGUCAGGUACCGGUAUUUUCUGGAGUCCAGCACCAUGGGCAAAGUUCCAGAUAUGAACACAAGAGGUCACUCUUUCCCCCUGAUUCACACAAUCCUACAGAAAUAUUCCAGUGUUUUAUAACUUAAACUAUCACCAUUUUUAGUGUUUGUGUGUGAUUUACUACAGACAAUUAUAUUUUUUUUUCAUAUGUUUCUGGGUACUGAUAAACAAAAACAACAACAGACCACUCACUGAUCAAA